Messenger RNA from Leptidea sinapis, 4544 nucleotides. Its product is annotated as LIM and SH3 domain protein Lasp. The record is from RefSeq and is a predicted model, not a curated record. Gene Ontology annotation, cellular component: actin cytoskeleton; plasma membrane. The transcript has 17 exons. Gene Ontology annotation, biological process: actin filament bundle assembly. Lineage: Eukaryota; Metazoa; Arthropoda; Insecta; Lepidoptera; Pieridae. Bases 167 to 2110 code for a protein of 647 amino acids. Gene Ontology annotation, molecular function: actin filament binding.
AUUAUUUUGUUAAGUGUAAAACGGAACGCAGCUCUGGCAACAUUCGCUCGCGCCAUAUCCCGGCUGCAUCAUUUGACAGAUCGCAGUGCAGUGCGUUACGGAGUGUACGUGUGUGUUUUAUUUAAAUAGUUUUAUGUUGUGAAAGCAGCGAAAAACAUAACAAACUAUGGCCACGACGAUCGAGGCAUCCCAAAGCCUCAUCCAGUCAGAGUCCAGGGUGACCCACAGCUACCAGGAGGUCUCCGAGACCCGGCAGAUCAAGAAAAAGAAAUCCAGCAGACGGCAUAAGGAUGAAGGAUCAAUUUCUGUUUCAAAGAGCUCCGAGAAGCUAUGCAAGAAGAUGAAAGCUGCUGAAGAGAAUCCAAGCUGCGUGAAGUGUUCCCGGCCAGUGUAUGCUAUGGAGAGGAUAAAGGCUGAAAAGAGAACUUGGCAUAAAGAGUGUUUCAGAUGUGUCCAGUGUGAUAAACAACUAACAGUUGAAACAUACCAGAGUGAUCAUACAGCGCUCUACUGCAAGCCACACUUUAAGCAUCUGUUUGAACCGAAGCCAGUUGACGAGCAUGAUGAAGUUGACGCGGCACCAAAGAAGCAUCAAAUGAUCAUCUGCGAGAGCAACCCCGUAGAAUUACCGCCAGAUGUCGUUAGAGCAUCAGAUAAGCCAGAUCUUGGACUCGAAGAGCUCGCUUCUUUGGAUGUGAGGUCCCGUUUCCAAGUGUUCGAGAAGAAGGCCCAACCUGAAGAACCACCAUCCAUUGAAACCCACCAUCCUCGCGAGAAGAGCACGGCAUUGCUAUCAAAGUUGGCUAAAUUCAAAGCCAAGGGUAUGGAUAUUGGUGUACCUGAUGAGUAUCUGAACGGUGUACCCGUGGAACACAGCUCCAGUGAACAUGAGGAUGAGGAAGAUGAAGACUCCGUGCUAAAGAACUCGUACAAACACAGCACCAGUCGAGAGCAGCCAGUCUCCUUCUGCAACAUGAGCGAGAUUGUCGGUCGCUUCGAGAGCGGACAGCACAACAACUCCGAGAGGCAUCGGGAGAGGAAACAGGAGAUACAGAAUAUACGGAGCAGACUUUUUAUGGGAAAACAAGCCAAAAUUAAAGAGAUGUAUGAGCAAUCCGUCAUACAGAGUGAACAAGGCAUAACUUCAUCAGAGAAGAUCGCUAAAGAAUUCGACCUGGAUGCAGAAAAAGCGAAGGCGAUAAAAGAGAGAUUCGAGAACGGUGAAGUGUUCAACGAUGAAAACCAGCCGCCCAGAAACAGAGAGCUCGAGGAUAGAGCUAUGUUUAAUGAAGGUAUCGCAAAAAAGUCUAGGUCUAUAUUUCUAGAGCUUGACGCGAAUGCAAAGUGUGUGCCGCCGCUGUCCCCACCGGCGAAUGAACCCCCCAAGAGAAAAGAAAUGUCGUUUGUGCCGGAAAACGUGGUUCGGUCCGCAGACAAAUUGGAAGACGUGAAGAUAGAGACCUCAGACAUUACGAACCGGUUCCAGUUCUUCGAGACGUACAAGCCCGAAACAAAACGGAAGGAGUUUCGGAUGACGCCGCCGCGGCAGACCUUGCGAGCAAAGUCUCCGUCACCUGAGGUGUACCACGAGCCGAGCGUAGUUCGGUCGGACGAGAACACGGCCGACACACACUUGGCCGCCAGCAGGCAAACCGCGCAGCGAAUGAUCUCCGUGUUCAGGGAGAUGGAGGAGCAGACACACAAACCGGAGCAACCACAAGGUCCAAAGCCUUUGAAGCGUUUUACCCCUCCCCCUCCCGGGGGACAUACGGGAGACACGAGCUCGGAGUACAGCGAGGAUGAGGACAGUGAAGAUGAGCACAGGAGAUACAUGGAGACCAGGGAAAGGGACGAAGCCCUCAAGCAGGCGCAACAGUUGGCGCGUACGAAGAGUUUCCGAGACCGGUUCGAGAAUUGGUCUGAAUCGGAAAAUCGGCCGCUCACUCACUCGCAGGUCAACAUCCCAUACAUAGAUAGAGAUGGCGAUAACAAUGAGGAAGACGGCGAUUCUCAACUCGUCACUGCUAAGAGUUUACGCGAAAAAUUUGAGAAUAUGAAGGUGCAAACCACUAAGAGUAUUAUAACACCUAAAGUCAACAGAUUUGUGUAACCAUCACCCAUCACAGUACAGUAUACACCAAAGCAUUAAUUUAUAUAAAAACUGGUAGAAUUCUUGCCACGUGUAACAUUAAGUGACUAUUUAUAUACCUACCCUUAGUUUGUAUACGUCUGAUACUUCCUCGUUUAAACUAAUAUAUUAUAUACAAGCAUAAUUUUUUUUUCUUAAUGUUUUGUAUUGUCCUGUGCUCUGACCGAACCGCUAUAGAUAUAUUAAGCACACGACAGAUCCAAAUAAUGCCUACAAAUUAUAUCCCUAAAAAUAAAAUAACACAGUAGGUAUAAUUUGCUGCGAAAAUAACUGCUGUCGCUCGUUGCGGUUAUUGAACUCUGAUUGUAGUUUGGGAGCAUGGAAUCGUGUUGAAAUAAAUUACAUUUGAGUGCACACAAUGUUAAUUCAACCAAAACCAAAUCAAACUUUGCAUUUUACUUUGAAUAAAUAAUUUAUAUUUAUACGCCAAUAGAUGUAGAUUUUCGCAGCUAUCAUAUCAUCCAUAUAAGUAGCUAUAUUUCAAUGGUUAUAGUUAAAUGUUGUAUACCCAGGACUGUUAUAAUUAUUAUGUGGUGCUAAGCUUAAACAUAUAUAUUAGAGCCAAAAUAAUGCUAAAAAAGCUUAAAACAUUAGCUCGUAGAGAUAUUAAGAUCUUAAAGUCAGAAUUUUAAGAUUUUAAUUAAAAGAUACAACUCUAUUUCCACCUGCAGAGUUCCAAUAAGUGCAAUUAAUAUAAUAUAAUCUGAAUAGAAAUAAUUUAAGAAGUUUUGUAUGUGUAAUGAAUUCAUUUGUUUCUCUUUUGUUUAAUAGCAAUUGUGUGACAUUAUUAUUCUGUUGUUUUAUAAAAAUUGGUUAUAUAAAAUCUAAAGUUCAUACUGAUAAUGUGCCAUUGUAACAAUAAUUAGAUAGAUUUGUAAUAAAUUGAUAAUAUUUUAGAUAAGUUAUUAUUUAUAUUUACAACAAUAUGUGUACUGUGUGUUCUAUGUAUUCGUAAAUCUAUGAUUUUAUUUGUACGACUGAUCUGUUUGUACUUAAUGCAUUGCGGAGCAUUAACUGGUAUUUUUUUAUGUGAUUUGGGGAUUAAGAUGCACUUAAAUCAUAGGGUCUAUUUUUGCUUGCACUAGCGCAUCUGCCCUCAACUCCUUAUGUCUAAAAAUGAGAUGUGGAAAAAUCGAUGUUACUAGCUAGGAAACGUGUUACCUGUGCUGAAGUUUAAAUUAUAUCCUCAUGAUCAAUUACUUUUAAGAGGCGUAGGAUCCGCAAAGGGUUUAGGAAGGGCACGUCCUUUGCUUUGAUUGAAGGUACUUUAAGAGACCCCAGCCUGAUUCUGGCAAUGGCUUCGCCUUCCAGUAGGAUGUGUGUGGGGUCUUCAGCGGCUUCAAAGCAGAAUCUGCACAGGUUUGAUUCACUGAGACCCAUUCUUGCCAGCUUGCAAUGGCCGGAGAGGAACCCAAGCUGAUAUUUAUAAUAAAUGACGAAAGUUGAUAUCUAUUUAGUUUUCUAAAUACUCACCAUUUCCUCAACCACCCAGACAUCCUCAACAAAAGGGGUCAAGAGAUGACGUGUUGCCGGCCAUUAUGUUGGGAGCAACUAAACUGGGACAUUUAAAUAAAAUAAACCGACAGUGCAAACUAUUACUAUGAAGUCUGCGUCAACCAAUUUUUGCGCUGCAUAUGGGCGUGGCGUCGAUGACGCGUUUAAAAUUAACCAAUCACAUCGUUUCCCGCCAAAAGCGGUAUAAUAGAACUUUAUAUUAUACGAAAAAGUUCUAUUCUACUACUGUUCGAUUUAUACACCACAAAACGGAACAAUUCGCAAUUUUUGUCGCUUUUCUUCACGCGCAUCAAACUUUAUUUUCUUAGUAGAGGUCACUUGACCGCUGAGCGGUUAUUGUUGUCUAUUCUCUUUCAAUUUUUUUGGUAGGGAGUAUGCUCUAAGCUUGAAGUUUCCUAAGUCGUAUCGGUUCAGGCAAACUGCAUUCGGUAAAUGAUUCCAAACGUGGCUUGCGAGACAACAAGUUCCUUGCAAAACUCACGAUUGUAGAAUGCUAGACGUCAAAAUAAUGCGGGUGCAAUUUAGUCCUUUGAUCCGAUGACCGGUGGUGGAAUGCAGCAGCUAGAGCACUACCAGUGAUAUAUUUGGUAGGAGAUGAGAGAGAACCCAAAUCCCUCGCAAGUAUUAAAUUUAAUUCAAAAUUAUUGGUAUAAUUCUUUCAAGAAUGCGAGCUGAAGAAAACUAUGAGUCAAGAGAACCUUCUUUUAAGAUAGACCCGGCUUUGACGAAAUAGCCUACUCAUAAAAUAUAACUUUAUUCAGUUUCAGAAUUGUAACAGUACUGUAUCAUAAAUGACAUACUCAAAAAAAUCAUUACCCGUUACUGCUCCGUACUAUUUAUGUAAUUUUGUAAACUUUUUUAAAUAAAUUAUAUGUUCAAA